Messenger RNA from Acanthopagrus latus (yellowfin seabream), 4290 nucleotides. RefSeq names its product sulfide:quinone oxidoreductase, mitochondrial-like. Gene Ontology annotation, molecular function: sulfide:quinone oxidoreductase activity; FAD binding. The coding region runs from base 1908 to 3224 and encodes 438 amino acids. NCBI's taxonomy places the organism in Eukaryota, Metazoa, Chordata, Actinopteri, Spariformes, Sparidae. Gene Ontology annotation, cellular component: mitochondrion. The record is from RefSeq and is a predicted model, not a curated record. The transcript has 9 exons.
UGAGACGGGGGUAGUAAGUGUGUCAUCAUAUAAUGUUUUUUAUUAUCUAUUAAGUUCUAUUUAUAUUUUAUGAUUGGGCAUAUUUUAUUUAUUAUGGUUUAAUAGGCUAUUUAUAUUCUGUAAUUAGAGCCACCCAAGUCAGUGUCAUUUUAAAUGUAGCCAAAAGUCAUACUUGAGUAAAAGUAUAAUUUGUUAAAAUAUUACUUUAGUCAAAAUGAAAGUCACCUAUACAAAUAGUAUUUGAGUAAAAGUCUUAAGUACAUUUAAUAUCAGAUUUUUGCUAUUAAAAGUAAUUUGCUGGCAGGAAAUGUACUUGCCUAUAAAAAGUAAAAGUAAAAUUAUACAUACAUUGACAUGUAUGAAAAUAUUGUGUACUAUGGUAGACUGAUUAUUGGUUCUAAUAGUCAGCAUUUUCUGAUUAUCAGAAUCUGUAUUUUUUAAUCUGAUGGUUUAUAAAUCCAAUCUGAAAAGUAACUAGUAGCUAAUGUAAUCAAAUAGUAAACAAGCGCUUAUUUGCCUCUAAAAUGUAGUAAAGUGGAAGUAAAUGGAAAUACUCAAGUAAAGUAAAAGUACCUCAAAAUUGUACUUAAGUCCAUCAGGACUUGAGUAAAUGUACUUAGUUACAUUACAUCACUGGUUGUCAGUAUUUCUGUCAGUUGCAUUGAGUCUGGUUGGUGCUGUUGGUCUGAUGUUGAGUGGGAACAGCCCAGAAUAAGAACAGUGUUUCACCUGAAAGUAUUUGAAAACAGGUGGAUGCAUUCUCAGCAUUUUGAACUUGGUCCUGAGCCACAAUGUAGCUCAUGUAGGCCAGGACUUAACCUUAUAAUAUGCAUUAAUUGUCUUUGGCUCAAACCUGCUCCCAUAUUUAGUUCAGUAAGGUAUAUCUCAACACUGUCUGUGCACGUAUGAAUAUGCACUGCAACCACGCUACAGUUUCUGUGAAAAUCACGUUCUGCAUUGUUUACACAAAGUGUUGCAUUCACAUAAAACAGGAAAUCCCAAGCUCCCAAUUCAUACUCGCAGUAGCAGUCGUCUCCGUUUCGCAGCUAGGUUUCUGAAACCAAGAGAAUCAACUGCAAGUUCAAGUUAAGUUUGUAAAUAUGCUUUAGAGUCGAUGACUUUACCUUAAAAUAUUGAGAUAUUAUAUAUAUUGGGCUGGUAAUACAUAAAGUCCAUUAGGGCAGAUUAAAACCCAUUUAUACCCUGAAGUGCCUUACAGUAGCUGCGUUUGAUUGGUCGAGAGGUGGAGGAGGCGGGACGAAUGUUCUGGACUUCAGCUAGAAUUCGAUAACGGUUCUGUUCGUCAAUCGAUGGGUGGAGAUUUCAGGUUAAUGUCAAAAGUUGUUGAGCCGGUCCUCACCGGUGAAAGCAGGUCGGACUGACUUCAGCAGGCUCGCUAACGGAUUUAGUCGUUGAAGCAGGUGGUUAACAGAAGUUGUGGUCAAGGUAAGUCUGGGUUCUUCGACGUAACAGUAAUUGAAUUGCAUUGUCAUGCUGUCGGGUCCACGCAGGUGCUGGAGUGAUUAUUAUGGAAGCUCAGACUGUUCAUUGCGCAUCAUGCAGCAGUGUUAAAGUUAAUGUCAAAAUAUAUCACCAAAGUCAAAGUUAUUAUCUGUUCGUUCAUUGUGCUAAAUGUCACUGCACAGCUUGUCAAGAAAAGUCAACUUAGGGAAGUGUUUACAGGAAUAUGCUCCAACGAAUAUUGAGUUGAUGUUAAGAUUAAAAAACACUCCUCAUACAACCUCACUGGGGUUAUUACAUUACCAAUAAUAAUAAUAUAUUUUUUAAAAAAGUUGUAAAGCAUUGAGGCUCAUUAUAUAAAUAUGGACAUAUUGUGUUUCAGUCCUGGUCAGUGUGUCUGCAUUGCUGCCAACUAAAAUGACUUGUCUUUUUUGUUCAGACACAGAAUGGCUGCACUGUGUCGUCUGAGGCUGUGCCACCCCACAGGCAUGACUAUCUCCAGUCUUCACACGAGCAGCCCUGCCUCUGCCAAACAGCAUUACAAAAUGCUGGUGCUGGGAGGAGGAAGUGGGGGUAUUGCAAUGAGUGCACGGAUGAAGAGGAUGAUCGGAGCUGAGAAUGUGGCGGUUAUAGAGCCCAGUGAGAUGCACUACUAUCAGCCAAUAUGGACACUGGUUGGUGCUGGUGCAAAAACUGUAGCCUCAUCAGGCCGUUCCACUGCUAGUGUCAUGCCAUCUGGAGUGAAGUGGGUGAAAUCUAAAGUUCAGGAAAUAAAUCCAGACAAAAAUACCGUCCGCACAGACGAUGGGACUGAAAUCUCCUAUGAGUAUUUGAUUGUGGCUCUUGGUUUACAACUCCAUUAUGAGAAGAUCAAAGGACUGCCAGAGGGAUUUGAAUAUCCAAACAUUGGGUCAAACUACUCAGUCCAAACUGUGGAGAAAACAUGGAAAGCACUACAGAACUUCAAAGAGGGUAAUGCUGUGUUCACGUUCCCAAACACUCCCGUGAAGUGUCCUGGAGCGCCACAGAAGAUCAUGUACCUAUCAGAUGCCUACCUCAGGAAGACAGGAAAAAGAUCAAAGGCCAAUUUGAUAUACAACACAUCGCUUCCUGUGCUCUUUGCGAUAAAGAAAUAUGCUGACGCGCUGUGGGAUGUCGUGAAAGAGCGUGACCUGCAAGUCAACCUGAGGCAAAAUCUGAUUGAAGUGCGGGCAGACAAGCAAGAAGCUGUGUUUGAAAAUCUUGACAAACCAGGCGAAACAAAAGUGAUCGAGUAUGAAAUGCUUCAUGUCACACCUCCAAUGGGACCCAAUUCAGCAGUUAAAGGCAGUCCACUGGGAGAUGAGGCUGGCUGGUUGGAUCUCGACAAAGAAAGCCUCCAACAUAAGAGGUAUCCAAAUGUGUUUGGGAUUGGAGACUGUACCAACCUGCCCACACCCAGAACAGCUGCUGCAGUCGCUGCAGAGUCUAGUAUUUUGAACCGAACCAUCAGCAAAAUACUGAAAAAUGAGAAGCCAGAUAAGAAGUAUGACGGUUACACCUCAUGUCCAUUGGUUACAAGCUACAACACAGUAAUUCUGGCAGAGUUCGACUACACCGGACAGCCACUAGAAACAUUUCCCAUCAACCAAGCCAAAGAAAGAAGAAUCAUGUACCACAUGAAGGCUGAUUUCAUGCCUCACCUUUAUUGGCAUGGGCUGCUAAAGGGUCUUUGGGGUGGACCAGGACCAUACAGGAAACUCCUACAUCUUGGGAUGAAGUGAAACCAUCAGUUUGCAAGUUAAUAGUCACAUUCCCUAAACUUUUCAGGAAGGAGGUAGCACCUUUAAAAGAAGUGAAAACAUAAAUGAAUUGUGUAGUUUUGAUGUAGACAUUGUGACUAUUAACAACAAGUAUGAUCAAGUUCACAUCAUUUUUAGAAUUGGUGCUUUGCAUCGCUAUGGAAUAAUGCUUCUCUGUAAUGAGAAAGAAGUCUUGCUGUAAUUUAUUAACCCCAGUCACCAAAUUUAAACCAGCUAUGUGAUUGUAAUAGAAGCAUAGAACAGAUAUAUGUAGAAGAUUAUUUGAUUUGCAACCCCAAAGCGUUUUUUUUUGUUUUUUUUUAAGCCAUUGGGUUUCACCUACAGUCUAAUUGAAGUCAGCCCAGUUAGCUCUUCUAACGUUUAGUCAGCUUACUGCUGCAGAGUAUAAACUCUACGUUGCCCAUGUAAAUCCAAUAAACUGACCAUAAUUAGCCUUUUUAAAAAAUGUUUAAAAUUGAUAUUUUAUAGCAAUUACAUAGGAAACAUUGUCUACCAGUCACUUAGGGUGUUGAAAUGAGCCAAGUAAACAAAUAUACUAUUUUUCAAAUGACUACACUUAUAAUUUUGUAUGUUGGUGGCAGUCAGUUAUUAUUUGUGUCUUAAGGUCUUUCUCUAACUUAAAUGCUAAAGAAUCUAAUCUGUGAAAAUGUGUUUGUUUUUUUCCCCUCAUAAUUGUCUGUCAUCAUUUGUUCAAACAAACAUGUUGUAUGAAUGGUCUCGAGCGUUUAAACCUAACAUGCAAACAACAUUUUCCUACAUGUUAAUAUCAGAAAUAUAGUUUUGUAUAUCAGGAUUAUUAUUCUAUCAGAGCUGUUGAGAGGAUGUUAUACAAUAAAUUAAUUAUUGUGUUAUAAUAAGAUUAACUAGUCUAAAAUCAUUCAAAUGACUGUGAGCACUUUAACCUACCAUAAUUAUGAUAUGAAAUUGAAAGUGUUGAUGAAAAAAUUAUGAAUGUAUGAAUUCAAACUUAUUGCACUCAAUGUUAUUUACAUCCAGUAAUGUUUCUGAAAUAAUUGAUGUUAUGUAA